Molecule: messenger RNA, 698 nt
Organism: Notothenia coriiceps (black rockcod)
Lineage: Eukaryota; Metazoa; Chordata; Actinopteri; Perciformes; Nototheniidae
Product: G-rich sequence factor 1-like
Exons: 3
Molecular function (GO): RNA binding
Source: RefSeq, a predicted model, not a curated record
UUGUUAGCACCGUUCCAUCCCUUAAAAUAUGCCCUUGACUAACCCCACUAACCCACGUGAGUCAGUCUAAACCGGUAGCGAAUCUAGCUGGUCAAAAAUAAAAUAGAAACUAACGUAAAACGGAUAGUUACAUCUACUUAUUUUAUUCUAAAACACCUGACCUGACACCCGGAUAGGCUCUGCUAACAUGUCACAGAACAGUAAGUCUCUGUUGUGUUUACUGCAGCGGUGUGUCGCAGUAAGAAAGUUACCGACAUGCAUCACAACAAGACGCAGCAGCAGCGUGUUGUCGGCCGGGUCCGGCUUCACUUCACAGCCGACAUGGACAUCCACAAGCCGGGCAGUCUGUCCGCUGCAGCUCGCAGUGAGAACCAGCCAGUACCGCUUCUGUACCAAGGCAGGACAACCGCUGGAAGAUGAAUACCCUCCGCUGGCGCCAUAUCAGCCGGAACCAGAGCCGGAGAAGAAGGAGGUGUACUUCAUGGAGGUCAGAGGGCUCCCCUGGUCGUGCUCGGUGCAGGACCUCCUGCAGUUUUUCUCAGAGUGUAGGAUCCUUGAUGGGGAGAAGGGUAUCCAUCUCACUGUGGAUAGGAACGGGAGGCCGUCAGGAGAGGCCUUCAUCCAGGUGGAGCAUGAAGACGAUGUCAGAAAAGCUCUGGAGAAGCACCGACAGUACCUCGGCCCGCGAUAUGUGGAAG